This is a messenger RNA of Pseudoliparis swirei, 4202 nucleotides long. It is a transcript of the gene uvssa, whose product is annotated as UV-stimulated scaffold protein A. The record is from RefSeq and is a predicted model, not a curated record. Gene Ontology annotation, molecular function: RNA polymerase II complex binding. The transcript is spliced from 14 exons. Gene Ontology annotation, cellular component: chromosome. Lineage: Eukaryota; Metazoa; Chordata; Actinopteri; Perciformes; Liparidae. Gene Ontology annotation, biological process: transcription-coupled nucleotide-excision repair; response to UV. The coding region runs from base 1244 to 3187 and encodes 647 amino acids.
CACUAAUUUAAGAUACAUUUUCACCCAUAGAGAUAAUCCAGGCAUAAAUUACCGCGUAUACCAUUUAGUGCUUGGCGUAAGCAAGUUUACAGGUGGUUUUAUUUACUAGCUCGUCCUAGUAAACCAACAUUAUUAGUGCAUUAAAACAGAGUACAUAUUUUUAAUUCUGAAUCUGAGCACACUUUUGCUCUGGGCCCCUUUACAGGUUAAUCCGGCGAUGCAAAGAUAUCAUUACAUUUUUGAUGAUCAAAAUGUUCUCCAUAGUCAGUGAAACAUACAUACAUAAACAUACAUGGAUAAUUUUUUUUUACCCGAACCAAACUGAGACAAUACGAAGCCCCAAGUAGGUUAGGAAAAACAUUGUAAGAAUUUGUGAAGAAAGAAAUGGUAAAUUCUCUGAGAUUAAAGUAAUAAAUCAAAGCGAAUUUUUUUUUUUAACAAAGGUAUCGUUGGAUUGUGGUUUUGUCUGGACUCUGGUCCUGUCUGACACCUUCUGACUAUAUCCACUGCUGCUGUCAUGUUUGGUCAUUGUAACUGUUUUCAACAUGCCUACUACUCUGAUUAUAUGAAUAAUUUCUGUCAUAUGUAGAAUGACCUGUACCUCUGUUACGUUGUUCAUUCUGUACACAUGAUAUCAUCUAUUGCUUAUGUCCUUCCCUUUUUUUUCCAUUAAGGUUUUUUUGGGGGGAGUUUUUCCCUCUGCAUGUGUACAGAUUAGAAAGCCUUCUGAGGUAAAUUUAUGAUUUGGGGCAAUACAAAAUAAAUUGAAUGGGUUUACCUCCGGGUUCUCCGGCUUCCUCCCACAGCCCAAAGACAUGCAGGUUGAUUGGGCUCUUAAAUUGGCCGUAGGUGUGAAUCUGAGCUUGAAUGGUUGUCCUUCUCUAUAUGAGCCCUUGUGAUAGACUGGAGACGUAUUCAAGGGAACCCUGCCUUCACACAAUAUCAGCUGGGAUCGGCUCCAGCGCCCCAAAAAAGGAUAAGCGGUUUGGAUAAUGGACUGGAAUGGAUAGUAGUACAAAUAGUAGUACUGACCAUAAUAGUGUAUCAGUAAUAAUAAUAAUGUUUUCUUUUUACCUAAAAUUGCCUUUAUCCCCGGCAAUCGUGAUAUUCAUGAGUGUCUAAUGACUGCAUAGACCACGUGUACCACUCGGUGAUCGCUCAGCUCAACCAAGAACAUGCUGAGGUCCGACUGUCUGCCUUCCAGAUAGCCAGUGAGCUCUUUUCCAGAUCACACCACUUUAGAAUGCUGCUGGUGGACAACUUCCAGGAAUUCCUGGAGUUGACGGUAGAGACUGACUCGGAGCAGCCCCUUCCCCCUCCUAAGGAAGUAGCCAGAAGACUUAGGUCACUGGCCAUCCAGACGGUCCAAUCAUGGCAGACCUCUUAUGGGGCAGCUUAUAAGAAGUUAGCACUGGGCUACCACUUUCUCAAACAGGUUAAGAAGGUGGACUUCCAGGAUGCUGAGGCCAGGACACAAGCAGAGAGGAGGAGGGAGGAGGAGAGACAAAGGAAAAUGGAAAUUAUUUACAAGGAGAGAGUGGAGGCAGCCUCAAAAGACAUGGAUGAGUCAUACCAGGAAAUUGAGGCAACAUUGACAGAGAUGGAAUCCUGCAUGAGCCUGCUUUUCCCAGAGUUUGACAUGAUCGACAUCCAGAACACCAAGAGCAGCCCUCCCAGCUCCCAAUCAGCCAAUGAAUGUCCAUCAGUUGAGGAACCUCCCUGCUGCAGCAAAGACCUGAAGAAGGAGCAGAGCAAAGAAGAAAAGAAAAGCAAUUGGGAGAGAAUGAAGGAAGAGGAGGGUAAAAGAAAAGCGGAAGAGUCGGAGGAGAGUAGUGAAGAAGAGGACGGGGAGACUCUUGAUGAAGACUUGUUUAUUCGGAACUCUGGGCUCAUCUCUCACGCCUACAGUCUGGAUCUGAACUUCAGUUUUGGUCUCCGUGUGAAGGAGACAGAGGAUAAUGAGGCAGUGGUUUCCACGGUGAAAGACCUCCAUAGGUUAAUAACAAACAAACACCUACCUGCUCUGCAGGGCUGGGUUCAGAUCUUCACCAAGUCAGGUGCUGAGCAGCAGCUGUUAAGGAGAGCGCUGGAUCUGAAAAGCUCUUUAGAAGCUACCCUACAGAAACACCAAGAGCUUCACAUUGAUUACAAGACCAGGGUCCGCAAAGUGGCUGCCUCAGACGGAGAGAAUGAUGAUGAUGAUGAUGAUGAUGAUGAUGAUGACUUCUAUGAGGUUCCAGAGAAAGAGGGAUAUGAGCCCCACAUUCCAGAGCAUCUACGAGCUGAAUAUGGUCUGGAUCCAGCUCCUUCUACUUCAACACCACCAAUCACAAAGAAUCCUCCUGCUCCUCGACCUCUGUGCUCCUCCUCCUUUUCCUCUUCUUCCUCCAGGCGGCUGAAGCGUCUUACAGAGGAGGAGCAGGAUCCAACAUGUGCAGCUGCCACACUGCGUCACCUCAAACAGAACCUCCCUGUGCUCCCACUAUCCAGCAGCAGCUCUUCAGGUCCCAGUUCAUCUCAGUCCAGCUCAGACCAGAAGGCUAUCGAUGCUCCUGUGGUUCCAUUUGGUUUGGACCUGUACUACUGGGGCCAGGAACAGCCCAACGCUGGCAAGAUCAUCAAAAUGUCCUCUCAGCAUCAGUUCUGGGUUCCCGUUGAUGUGGUAGAGGAGGUGGAGAACAAGGAGCUCCUGGCAGAGAGCAGGAGUAGAUGCAUCUCCUUCCCUGGGAGCUUCACUCCUGUCAACCAUUACUGCAGUGCUCCACUGGGCAACGGAAAGCUGUGUCAGAGACAGGACCGCCUCAAGUGUCCUUUCCAUGGUACCAUCAUUCCCAGAAAUCAGGAGGGGCAACCCUGCAGACAAGAGGAUCGACUGAGAGAGGAGCAGGAAAAGUGGAGGAAAAGGGAGGAGCAGCCUGACUGGCGCGAUGCAGAGCUGAUGCGAGACAUCGAGGCAACAACAGGGGAAAACCUGGGUUCCGACAGAGUGGGUAAAAAAGGGAAAGGAAAGAAGAAGAAGUACCCCAACCUCAGCGACCUGAAGCAGAGUGCAAACACGGCCCGCUCGAGGCUGGAGAAAAAAGUCUUCAACAAGAGCAGCAUGCGCAGAAUAGCUGAAGUUAUGGCUAAAGCUGACAAGAGAAAACAUGAAAAGUUCUCCAACCAAUUUAACUAUGCCCUCCAGUGAUCUCCAUCCAGCUAGAUGCUGGAUAUAUACCACUAAGUCAAAUAAAUUCAUGUUUGACCCGGUCGGUAUCCAGCGAACGAAAAACCGUGAGGCUACCAUUAUAAUCACAAUUGUAUUUAUUUAAAUAAUACGACAAACCCAGUGUCCCCGGCAGUCCAAGAGUUCCUUUAUUAAACUCAAAUAGUCCGAUGAAAAAUAAAUCCCCAUGGCCAAAAAUAAUAAUAUUAAAAGGUGAAAGCGUGGCGAGAAGGCGCUGUUCAGUAAUCUGUAGAACCUACGCUAUCUCUCCACAGUCCGUUUUGAUGGUGGGUCUUUCUCGCAGUAGUCCAGUGAAGUUUCCCAAUGAUAUAACCCACACAGUUUUAUUUAUAUAGUCGUCUGAAAAUCCUGCUCUUUGAGUCCACUAAACGCAGACUGUCUGUGUGCUCCAUACUCUCCUCUAUGCCACUUCGCUCCUGCCCCAUUUUAUACAAGUGAGGAAGAUCAAAAUAAUAGUGACAAUAAUUUAAAGUCCCUAUUCAUAACCUACAUUGCAGGCCACUGAUAACACUUACAAGUACAGCACUUUAAAUAUGCAAAGGAAAAUAAACACAAACAUGUUCCCAAUUCAUACUUGCCAAACAUAAAGAUAGACUUUGUCAAUCAUUACAGCCAUAUAUGUGCAGCUUCUUGAUGAACGAGAGUCAGGUAAUGGGGAAAUUAUCUAAUUGACCACAUUUUUGUGUCUUGUUUUGUCUUAUUUUGAAGUCUCUGUCUCGUGCCAUCUGUUUCCCUGCAUUUCCUGUCCUUGUGAUUGUCUGCUCUGUUCCAGAUUUUUUCCUUCUGUAUAAUUGCUAGCCCCCCCUCACCUGUAUCUCAUUCCCCAGUGUCCAAUCACCUGCACCUUUCCUGUGUAUUUAAACCCCGUUUUUUCAUUCCCCAGUGUUUCUACCAUUUAGUCGUGUUUGUCCUACUGUUUAGUUCACUUGUGUAACCUGUUUUGAGCUAAAGGAUUAAAUCUUUCUGUUGAAACGUU